AUGGUGUCCAAUGGCUUCGACUGCUGUGCUUCCUCAAGAACCGAGAAGGCGAAGGAGAGCACCUUUGACAAGCUGCUCCUGGACGGCUUCUCCCGGGUGGCGAGCAAGGGCCUGCUGCGCUCACAAACUUCCAGCCUCACGCGACGAACUGUGGAGGGCAACCUCGGAUUGGUUCUCCAGCACUCCCCGGACCACUUUGCAAACAAGCGGAAAAGCAGUGGUCAUAAGGAUGUCGUGAUGCCUGUUGAUCCAGAGGUAUUCAACUUCAACAAAGUCGCCAAAGAAGAGAUUGUUGGGGUGGUCGAGGACGCCGCCGGGUUUGCCGUGACCGUCAUCCCUUGCGGCUCGCCCUUGGCCAUCGGCCAUAUGUUGCUGGUGCCGCGUCGGGACGUGGUGGCUCCGCAGGUCAUGACGACGGAGUUCCUCCGUUGCGGGCUGGACCUCAUGGCCAGAACCAUCAGAAAAGAUUUCCGGCUUCUCUUCAACUCCCUGCUGGGACUUGCUUCAGUGAACCAUUUCCACUACCACGGCAUGUACCUCGACUACUGCGGCUUCGCCUCCGGCUCCAGGCAGUUCCCCGUGGAGCGCGUGGAGCGCUCCACCGUGGGCGGCGGCCGCACCGAGGGCAAGGUCUGCGUCGAGCUCCUGGCAGAGUCUCAGUGGUACUGCCGGGGGCUGGUGGUCACCGCUGGAUGCAAGGUAGGCAUGGCUGGCGAGCCUCCCCCGGGAGACAUCGAGGCCUUGGCGACUUUUGCAGGGAACAUCAUCGGACUCUUGCAGUCAAGGAACGUUCCCCACAAUGUCAUGAUUGCUCCAUACCAGGGUGAACGAAAGCCGAGGCAGAACGAGGACAUCUUUGCAGAAGAAACCUGGCAGCCGCUUGCCGCAUCGCCUGAGGUGUACAUCUUUCCGAGAAAGCCGGAGGACGAAUGCCGAGAGGAUGGCGGCUUCAAUGCCGCCAUCUGCGAGAUUUCGGGGCUGAUCACAUGUCACAAUGAAGAUUCUUUCCAGCAGUUCGAUGAGGACAAAGUCUCAACCAUAUUCAAGCAGGACGUGUCGCUUGCUGGCGACGAUUUCGAUGAUUUGAUUUGCAAGGUAGCCUGGAUGGUAUCAUAA
This is a messenger RNA of Symbiodinium natans, 1116 nucleotides long. Lineage: Eukaryota; Dinophyceae; Suessiales; Symbiodiniaceae. The record is from the annotation of a GenBank genome assembly.